UUAAUAGUGUUCAAACUGGAGGACCUACAGACUUUAGUGAACGCUGAAGGCGUCGGCGAGAAUGCGAGCGAAGAGUGUUUCGCGAAGAAUUACAAUUUGUCUGACAAAUUUUGUCCCGCGUUCUACGAUGGACUGCUGUGCUGGGAUCCUACUCCGUGGAACACACUGGCCGUGCAGCAUUGCUUCAGCGAAUUUCAUGGAGUACAGUAUGAUAAUACACAGAACGCUUCGCGUCUGUGCUUGGAGGGUGAAUGGCAUAAUUAUUCCAACUACGUGAACUGCACGGAGAGGAUAGCGAACGUGUCGCCGACAGAUGUCGCCAGCCUCAUCUACCUGGUCGGGUACUCGCUGAGCCUGGCCGUCCUCUCACUUGCAGUCUUCGUCUUCUUAUACUUUAAGGAUCUCAGAUGUCUUCGUAACACAAUUCACACAAAUUUGAUGUCAACUUAUAUACUAUCUGCGUGUAGUUGGAUGUUAAACUUAGCUUUACAAAAUUGGUCGGAGGAUUCUCAGUCAGACCAGACCUCAUGUUUAAUACUAGUUAUAUGUAUGCAUUAUUUCUACCUCACGAAUUUCUUUUGGAUGCUAGUUGAAGGGCUUUAUUUGUAUAUGUUAGUUGUAGAAACAUUCACUGCUGAAAAUAUAAAACUCAAAGUCUAUACAACUAUUGGCUGGGGAGCGCCAGCCAUCUUUAUAAUUAUAUGGGUCAUAUCAAGGUGUUUCGUAACCGUGGUGCCGUCUACGGGACCUGAUGGACUGACAAUAACAGGUGAUGCGAAGAUGUGCACGUGGAUCCAUGAGCAUCAAGUGGACUGGAUCCACAAGGCGCCCGCGUUAGUUGGUCUUGCGCUCAAUUUGUUCUUUUUGAUUAGGAUUAUGUGGGUGCUGAUAACAAAACUUCGUUCUGCAAAUACGCUGGAGACGAGGCAGUACAGGAAGGCGACUAAGGCACUACUGGUGUUAAUCCCACUGCUCGGGAUAACUAACUUAUUAGUGCUCUGUGGUCCCAGCGAUGACUCGUGGUUCUCCUACGCGUUUGACUACACGAGAGCUUUGAUGCUUUCAACACAGGGAUUCACAGUAGCUUUAUUCUACUGCUUCAUGAACACUGAAGUGAGGCAUGCUAUACGAUACCACGUGGAGCGCUGGAAGACUGGGAGAACCAUCGGUGGCGGCAGACGAAGAGGAGCUUCCUAUUCCAAGGACUGGUCACCAAGAUCUAGAACCGAGAGCAUUCGGCUCACGGUGUGAAGACAGCACUUAAAUGCCACCAAGUCAUAAUCCUAUACUUACCGCCUCGACUUCACUGCACUUACGAAGAAAAGCAUUUGUAUAAGUGGAAAACGCUUGCAUGCACCUCAAAAUAAAUUGUUUUAUUACCUGCUUA
Leptidea sinapis is the source of this 1387-nucleotide messenger RNA. It is a transcript of the gene Dh44-R2, whose product is annotated as diuretic hormone receptor. Gene Ontology annotation, molecular function: diuretic hormone receptor activity; peptide hormone binding; G protein-coupled peptide receptor activity. Gene Ontology annotation, biological process: cell surface receptor signaling pathway; adenylate cyclase-modulating G protein-coupled receptor signaling pathway. The record is from RefSeq and is a predicted model, not a curated record. The annotation marks the transcript as partial. NCBI's taxonomy places the organism in Eukaryota, Metazoa, Arthropoda, Insecta, Lepidoptera, Pieridae. The transcript is spliced from 10 exons. Gene Ontology annotation, cellular component: plasma membrane.